Messenger RNA from Carlito syrichta (Philippine tarsier), 380 nucleotides. RefSeq names its product oligosaccharyltransferase complex subunit 4, non-catalytic (gene OST4). The transcript is spliced from 2 exons. Gene Ontology annotation, cellular component: oligosaccharyltransferase complex. The coding region runs from base 16 to 129 and encodes 37 amino acids. Lineage: Eukaryota; Metazoa; Chordata; Mammalia; Primates; Tarsiidae. The record is from RefSeq and is a predicted model, not a curated record.
GCCUGUUCUUGCAGGAUGAUCACCGACGUACAGCUCGCCAUCUUCGCCAACAUGCUGGGCGUGUCGCUCUUCCUGCUCGUCGUCCUCUACCACUACGUAGCCGUCAACAACCCCAAGAAGCAGGAGUGAAGGCGGCGCGGCCGGCAGGACUCCAGGACGUAGUCUGAGGCAAGAUGGAGGGCGAGGGGCCCUAGCACUUCGCCUCGUCCCUCCUCCCCAUCACCACACGCAAAGCAACUGCACCUGGAGUUUCCAAAUAACUUUUAUUUCUUCAAAGUCUUUCCUGACCCCAUGGAACAAGAAGCUGCCCCUGAGUAGGGUCCAGUAGAGGGGCUGCUUGCUUUUUAUUCCCUCCCCCCCAUAUAAAAAUAUAGAUAUAC